UGCUUACUAAAUUCUAAUUGCAACACAGGUAAAUCAUAUAAAAGAUUAGAAAGUAAUCAAAAUGAAAAGGAAACAACAACAACAAUCUUUUCCCAAGUCACACAAAAUCGUAAGGAGGUGAGGCUGCAGCUCCUCUUUCCUUUUCAGAGGUACCUCCCUUACCCCACCACACCACACCACCCCCCUCUAUCAAAGGUAAGCAACCGGUUUGGCCAUUUUAUUCAUUCCUUUGUUUACUUUUUCUUGUUCAUCAAGUGAGAUUUGCAGGUUGUUGGCUGAUUGGUAUUACUACAUUUUUUUGAGUAUUUCUCAAAGCUAGUCUCUCAGUUCAGUUGCUUUGUACGCACUCCUACAGGAUUCUGAUGCUACAUAGUAUCAAAUUCUGCUUAUACUUAAUAUCCUUCUCCAAUUCUCUCAAUCUGUAUAAUCAGCACGACUCCGGUUCAACACCAACCAGUCUAUAAUGAGGUAAUGACCAUCAUAUUAACUUCUCUUCCUCCAUAUUUUUGUGAGCCAGCUUUGUAAGUUCUCAUUCUCCUUUUCCUGUUGCAUAGCAUAGACUGCCAUGAGUAUAGCCCUUCACUCUUCAACUGAAUGCGUGCUUUAUUCAAUCCACAAACUGGAGAUCAUCUUAAGCAAGAGUUGUCAUGCCGUUCGGUUUGGUUUCAGCGUGGAAUAAGCGCCGCAGAAGCAAGUCUGAAGAUCACAUCAAUCCUUGUAUGUUUCAGUUUCUAAUAUCUCGUGUUCUUCUACUCCUGUUGCGUUACAACUUAGUUGUUGCACCCAUGCAAUUCACUUGCUUUUUUGGCGAUCAAUUCUUUAAUUUCUGCUUUUCCUUUUCAGGGGUGUAUAAACCAGUGGAAUGUUGGAAAAUUGAGGGCAGCGCUCCACCUGCAAAAAGACACCAUGGAUCAGCAGUUUUCACGCUUAAAGAAAUGGAAGAGGCAACACAUUCUUUCAGUGAACAAAAUCUACUUGGGAAAGGAGGAUUUGGUCGAGUCUACAAGGGUACUUUACGGUCUGGAGAGAUUGUAGCAAUCAAGAAAAUGGACCUACCGUCAUUUAAAGCAGCAGAAGGGGAGCGCGAAUUCCGGGUGGAAGUUGAUAUCUUAAGCAGAUUGGACCAUCCCAAUCUUGUAUCUUUAAUAGGCUAUUGUGCAGAUGGGAAGCAUAGGUUCUUGGUUUAUGAAUAUAUGCCACGAGGGAAUCUGCAAGAUCACUUGAACGGUAUUGGAGAACUGAAGAUGGAUUGGCCUUUGAGACUCAAAGUGGCUCUUGGAGCAGCAAGAGGACUUGCAUAUCUCCAUUCCAGUUCUGCUGUCGGAAUCCCCAUUGUACACCGAGACUUCAAAUCAACCAAUAUCCUGCUAGACAACAACUUUGAAGCCAAGAUUUCAGACUUUGGACUUGCAAAGUUGAUGCCAGAGGGCCAGGAAACCUGUGUAACAGCAAGAGUGCUGGGUACUUUUGGCUACUUUGAUCCAGAAUAUACGUUGACAGGAAAACUCACUUUACAAAGUGAUGUUUAUGCAUUUGGAGUGGUUCUGCUAGAGCUUUUGACUGGACGGAGAGCAGUUGACCUGAACCAAGGACCAAAUGAUCAGAACUUAGUACUGCAGGUUAGGCACAUAUUGAAUGAUAAAAAGAGGUUGCGCAAGAUAAUUGAUCCAGAUAUGAGCAGGAAUUCAUAUACAAUGGAGUCUAUAGCCAUGUUUGCUAGCCUUGCAUCGCGCUGUGUACGAAUUGACAGUACUGAACGGCCCUCAAUGAUAGAAUGCGUUAAGGAGCUCCAACUAAUUGUCUACACAAAUUCAAGGGGACUAGGGAUGACACUGCAUACUUUCAGAAUGAUUUAAACAAACAACAAUCUUUUUCAUACAAAAAUUAGAGAUGCAUCAUGAUACACCGUGUAAAUGAUCUUCCAGCUAAGAAGACUGUACUGCAACCUAGAAUCUUCAAAGUUCAAGAAAUUCUUAAGAUUUUUACAAGCAACCCUCAGUUUAUUGAUUGGUCAUAUAUGAUAAACAUACUCAUAGGUGUCUGAAGGAAGAUGGUAUUUUUAUAAUUUAAUGACUCAAAAAGAGUUUCUGAUAGACAGCCAGAAGCAUCAGGUGUCAUAUUUUUCCUUCUUUUUUUUUCCUCUUUUAGCUUCACCAUUUUCUGAUAAGGUAUUUCUCUCGUGUAAUUUGAAGAUUUGUACAACAAUGUGAAUAAAAUCUGAGACAUUGCUCGUCUUUUCCUUA
Messenger RNA from Coffea eugenioides, 2243 nucleotides. Its product is annotated as probable serine/threonine-protein kinase PBL28. The coding region runs from base 648 to 1856 and encodes 402 amino acids. The record is from RefSeq and is a predicted model, not a curated record. NCBI's taxonomy places the organism in Eukaryota, Viridiplantae, Streptophyta, Magnoliopsida, Gentianales, Rubiaceae. Gene Ontology annotation, biological process: protein phosphorylation. The transcript is spliced from 6 exons. Gene Ontology annotation, molecular function: protein kinase activity; ATP binding.